AGAGCUGCGCGUUGGUCUCUCAUGCGUGCGUGCGCGCACGCGUGCGAAUCCGUCUCUGCGUCUCUUGUCAAGCAAGCAAGCAGAUUGUGGCAAACCUCGAACAACCGCGACGUGAAACCACCACCACGUCCAUUUAAAGUCGCUGGACGGAGCCGUUGGUGUCGUAUCGUUCAAGACGCACCACCUUCCUCCCCCCCUCCCCCUCCUCCACCACCCGUAGCCGACGUCUGUUCCGCGCCCCACCCUUCUCCCUCCCCCUCUUGGGGGGUCCACGGCUCUUGCGACUGGGUGUCAGUCGCGCGCACAGGAAUAUACGGGUAAGUUCGAGAACGCUGCGCCACCACCGCCGACAGCAGUAGCACCAUGGCGUGCGCCACGCUCAAGAGGUCCUUGGAAUUCGACCCGGUGCACAGCCACGGCCGGCCCAGCAAACGACGAAGGUGCAUGCCGAUGUCGUGCGCCUCGCCCGGCGCUACCGCGUCGUCAUCGCGAGGUGGACCGCUGCCGCAGAAAUCGUCGCCGUUCGGCGAGAUAGCUAACAAAUUGACGCCUGAAAAGAUGGCGGCCAACAUCAGAGAAGAAAUCCGCAGAUUGCAGCGACGUAAACAAUUGCACUUUCAGUCUCAAACGAACAGUGGCGAUUCAUCAGAUAUGGAAGGACCUUCAAGUCCUACCGGCCCAUCUGGCUCUUCUUUAACUCUCUUUAGUCAUAACACUAGUGGAAAAGAAAAACCACUUUUCACAUUUAGACAGGUUGGCUUGAUCUGUGAGCGAAUGCUCAAGGAACAAGAAACGCAAAUCCGAGAAGAGUACGAUAAGAUCUUACAUUUAAAGCUCUCCGAACAGUAUGACGCUUUUGUUAAAUUCACGUACGAUCAGAUACAAAAAAGAUUUGAAUCCUCAGCUGCACCGAGUUACCUAUCAUAAGAAAAGUUUCUUAUUUAUAAGAAGACAUUUUUGUGAGGAGUAUUAGAUUUCUACUGUGUGAGACAAAUUUUGCUUUUGCGCCGAGGUUUGCAGCGCCGCCUCGCUUCGAGAAUCACCUUUAAAAAGAUAACAAAUGGUUUCAGCAGUGUCUAAUAAAAAAAAAAAGAACUAAAAAGGUGAAAAC
Molecule: messenger RNA, 1111 nt
Organism: Cyphomyrmex costatus
Lineage: Eukaryota; Metazoa; Arthropoda; Insecta; Hymenoptera; Formicidae
Gene: akirin
Product: akirin
Exons: 5
Coding region: 364-927 (187 amino acids)
Biological process (GO): positive regulation of transcription by RNA polymerase II; positive regulation of innate immune response
Cellular component (GO): chromatin; nucleus
Molecular function (GO): transcription coregulator activity
Source: RefSeq, a predicted model, not a curated record